Messenger RNA from Ylistrum balloti, 2397 nucleotides. Its product is annotated as fibroblast growth factor receptor 2-like. Bases 1 to 2397 code for a protein of 798 amino acids. Gene Ontology annotation, cellular component: signaling receptor complex. Gene Ontology annotation, biological process: positive regulation of kinase activity; protein phosphorylation; multicellular organism development. The record is from RefSeq and is a predicted model, not a curated record. Lineage: Eukaryota; Metazoa; Mollusca; Bivalvia; Pectinida; Pectinidae. Gene Ontology annotation, molecular function: ATP binding; transmembrane receptor protein tyrosine kinase activity. The transcript has 15 exons.
AUGCGAAUCACUGAUCCAUUAGCUGCGGCCCAUUUUCCUGUGAACAAGGCCUACUUCUGUGAUAUGGGAUUUUACAGUUGGGAUGAAAUAUGGCAGCACACGGCCAGAAAACUGGAACUUAGUGCCCCAAAGAAUGCUGCUGGUUAUAUAGGAUUCAACCGUUCGUUUACCUGCAAUAUCUUAGAUGAUGGGACACCAAUGCUAGACCUAGUCGAUGUUGUUGAGCCUUACACAGUCGACUGGUUUUUCACACCGCUGGGUCAGGAUACAUCACAGUCUAUAAAGAUCUUAAAUCUGACGAGUGAGGGAUCUGCUAAACCUCGCCUGUCAUGGACUUCUGAUCCCUAUAAGUACGGAACAAACUCGGGGAUCGAGUUAAUGGUGUUCCACCUACAGGUUGGAGAUGGUGUCCGGAUUGGAGAUGCUGGCACAUACUCCUGUGUCAUAGAGGGCUCUGGAUCCAUAGGAGCUGCUGAAUUGUUUGUUGUUGAUUCGUUGGGAUGUAUGAACCUUAAGAACCCUCUGAAUUUUGUCAAUCAAGAACAGGCCAAAUUUGAAUGUCAUGUCAAAUACAUGGGUAGUAAGCCACCCACGUUGUCAUGGAGACACGGAAAUAAACAUCUCAACCAAACAACAUACGAGCACAAUGCAACUUAUGUGAUAUCAACAAUGUCUUUCGUGGCGACAUACGAGGACGACGGCCAUGUCUACUACUGUCAUAUUGAAUAUCCUAAAAUCUUUUCAUCUUACUGUUCAACGUCACCUCCACUCAAAGUUUACUCGCCAGUACACCUGAUGUCUAUGGAGGUAAACCCAUAUACAGAUAACAACAAUUUCAAAUCAGGGACAGAUAUUAGACUCAUAUGUCACGCCAAAGGUGACCCCUCACCUCGUUACCAUUGGAUGUUCACACCAAAGAACAUGAGUCGGCCUGCUAUUGAUGUAUCACACAUCAGUCGCUACACUAUUCGGAAUGCACAGCCGUCAAACGCAGGCACUUAUGCCUGUACUGUGACAAACGUCAUCAACGGUACCAAGUUCCAGAAGACGAAGCUUGUCAUGAUCGAUGUCUACAUCGUUGAGACCUCCCCCUCGAUUGGCUACCGGUACUUCAUCGCUCACCAGGGCAGCGACUCACGAUCAUCAUAUGACCAACAAAAUGGCAACUCUAAGAAAGAAGAGGGAAAUGGAAUCAUUAAACUAGAGAUUUCUCCAUAUGCUGUCGGUGCCAUGGUUACAGCUGGUCUAGCUGUAAUUCUCAUCAUUGUCUUUAUAUUCCUCGCCAUGAAGUUCAAGGUACGGGACAAAAAAAUGAAAGAGAGAUUCUCACGAAUGCAUGAUGAACUUUUGGAUGAUCAAGAGGUAGAACUGCUAGAUGAGAACAUCCAACCCAGAAGUUCUGAAGAGCCGACCCAGUACAGCCAGCUGAGACAGUGUUGGGAGAUACCAAGGAAGGACAUUCGUCAGUCAGAGCUCCUGGCACGUGGGGUAUUUGUUGAAGUAUGGAAAGGACGCAUCAGAAAGUUUCCAGAUAGAGACGAGGUCAUCAGGGUUGCCAUCAAAAAACUUCUACCUGAAGCAACAGAGAAAGGACGAAAGUUUUUCCUGGCUGAAAUGGAGGUUGCCAAGGUUUUGCAGGCGAAUAUUAAUGUAAUACAGCUGAUCGGAUGCUACACUCUUCAUGAGCCAUGGCUUUUGAUGUUGGAAUACGCAUCUGAGGGCACCCUCUACAGCUUUCUUCAGAGGUGUCGCCCUGGCGCUCAGAGAGUAGAGAUCACAACUUCCUCCUCCAAGUCUUCAGCACGACUCAAAAAUCACAAAGUUGACUCCCAUAAAAUGUUAGCCAUGUCUGCACAGAUAGUAAAUGGACUACAGCACAUCUCAAAAUUCAAGUUGGUGUGCUACAGACUGCGUUCUGCCAGUGUAUUGGUGGCAAAGGGUGCCGUAUGUAAACUAUCUGGUUUUGGUUUCCCACAAGAUGUUACAGAGCGUAACCAGUAUGAGGCUGACUCCUUACCAAUCCGCUGGAUGGCUCCCGAGUCACUAGCCCAUAAUAUGUACAGUACCCAGUCUGACACCUGGUCUCUAGGCAUCGUGAUGUGGGAGAUACUACACUUUGGGGCGACGCCUUACCCAGCAUUUGGCCAGGAUGAGUUGCCAGACAAGGUGAUAGAUGGAUACCGCCUCCCUCCUCCCCCACACUGCAGUGAUGAGUUAUAUGGUGUGAUGAAUCGAUGUUGGAGCACUCUUCCAGAGAAUCGUCCUGAUUACGCCAAUAUAAUGACCGAGCUGACAAACCUGGCCUUGGAGGACUCCGCCCACAUCUGCUUGGACAAGCUUCCCAGUUUUGCCAAGGCUCCUGAGCACUACAAUGAGGAGGAUUCAGACAGCCUCUGA